Diospyros lotus (date-plum) is the source of this 1711-nucleotide messenger RNA. RefSeq names its product transcription repressor KAN1-like. Gene Ontology annotation, molecular function: transcription cis-regulatory region binding. Gene Ontology annotation, biological process: abaxial cell fate specification; regulation of DNA-templated transcription. The transcript has 6 exons. Gene Ontology annotation, cellular component: nucleus. NCBI's taxonomy places the organism in Eukaryota, Viridiplantae, Streptophyta, Magnoliopsida, Ericales, Ebenaceae. The record is from RefSeq and is a predicted model, not a curated record. Bases 280 to 1314 code for a protein of 344 amino acids.
GGUGUCAUUUUCCGAUGUAUACUUUCUCGGGAAACCAGACCCAGUUUACCUUUCCGUGCCCUUUCUCUGAUUCCUUAUUCUCCUUUCUUUCAUUUUCCUUCUGUUCAACUCAACUCCCUUUGAACAAGACUUGGAAGAGUAAUCUGUUUGUAUCCUUCAUCCCGUUUUGAGUCUUGAAAUUAAGGAAAUGGCCUAGCUAGUUCCAGUCUCUCUCUUUCCUGUUUCCAUGUCCCUUGGUUUCCAUCCUUGUGUAAGAGAGAAUUGAUCCGAUGAGUUAAAAUGCCUUCCCAAGAGAUUUCGAUCAAACCCUCUUCCUACCCAAGUCCCGAUCUCUCUCUGCACAUCAGCCCUCCGGACGGUAACCCAACUUCCGGCCUAUCCAGCCGCCGCCGGCGGGAAUCCCACAGCAGCGACGCCGGCGGGUCCCAUGCUUACACUGACUUGUCUCUAGCACACCCUUAUCUUCAUUAUCGCCUACCGGCUACCCACCUAAACGGCGGAGUUUCAAGGCCGUCCGGUGAGCCGGACGGCUUGACGCCGAUAAAGGGUAUUCCGGUGUAUCACAACCUUACGUUUCCUGUUUUCCAUCAAAUAAUAUCUUCUUCUUCUUCUUCUUCCUGUUCCUCUGGUUCAUCUGUUUCUUCCUCGCCUUUCCAGUUGCACUAUCGUAACUAUAAUCAGUUUGAGAUGGUAAGAUCGAGGUUUAUGCCGGCCAAGCUGCCGGCGAAACGGAGUGCAAGGGCGCCGAGGAUGCGCUGGACGAGCACCCUUCAUGCCCGAUUUGUUCAUGCUGUUGAGCUUCUUGGCGGCCAUGAAAGGGCUACUCCAAAGUCGGUUCUUGAGCUCAUGGAUGUCAAAGAUCUCACACUUGCUCAUGUCAAGAGCCAUUUACAGAUGUAUCGAACUGUCAAAACCACUGACAAAGCUGCAGCUUUCUCAGGCCAAUCAGACGGGUCUGGAGAAGAAGAUAUCUCUACAAUGGGCAACACAGGUGAACAUAGCAAACCUUGUAGGUUUAUUGACCAAAGGGCUCCAUCUGAUGGGACUUUGCAACAAGAAAUAGACUUCCCUUGUACUAAACUUUGGAGCAAGUCUUCAAGCGGUAGAGAGGAUUGGCUGCAAACCAAAUUCAACAGCAUCGAUGGCCUAGCUUCAUCAACCUCUCCAUCGCACCAAAGAUCAGGACACCAAAGAGAGGAAGGUGAUUUGAGUUGUGUGAAUAGGCAUUUAGGUCGUGAUUUGGAUCUGAAGAAACCAAGCUUAGAGUUCACAUUAGGCAGACCAGGUUGGCAAGACAAAGAGCAAAACAGCUGAUAUUUCAGCUAAUUAAAUGUGUUCUUUUUCUUUCAAUUGUAAUUCUGCAUUCGAUUGGCUCACUGUCGCCUUGCAAGUACACAAGGGAUAUAUAUAUAUAGAUAUUAAGAGGGAUUGCUGAGGAUAUGAAAGAACAACCGAAGCAAUAGCUCUUCCAAUUGAAAUCCAUGCAUUUGUAGGUUGUAAGGUCUAGCUUCUGUAAUAGACGCUUUGUUUUUCCAUGCCUUUUCAUCUUCUAUCAUCUCCAUGCAUGGUUCCUGAUGUUGGUAGACUGUUAAGCCCACUUUGAUGCCUAUUUCUCGACCUCUCUUUGUGGAUGUAAUGCCCUGUGGACUCGUGCCCAUGAUUUGUGUAGAAGUGACAUCACUCACAUAUAUGAUAUGAUUUGUGUACUUUA